Aaosphaeria arxii CBS 175.79 is the source of this 800-nucleotide messenger RNA. RefSeq lists its product as uncharacterized. The transcript is spliced from 2 exons. The coding region runs from base 139 to 651 and encodes 170 amino acids. The record is from RefSeq and is a predicted model, not a curated record. NCBI's taxonomy places the organism in Eukaryota, Fungi, Ascomycota, Dothideomycetes, Pleosporales.
UUGCAUCGAGCGCGUAAGCCACGAGAGGAGUGUGUGUGGAUCGGCGCUGGAGUGAUUGAUGCCGAGGCCCCCAGGCGAAGUGCUGCAAUGCUUGCCCUACCCCCGAGAAAGGAGGCCUAGUGACUAGGUGGAUAGUGCAUGAGCCGAUCGAACUACCUUUUGUUACUGCGAAUCUUUCAGAAGCGCAGUUGGGGGGCCCAAACGGAUGGAGACUACAGUACGCCUCGUUCGUUUUUGACGUCUAUGCCGAGAGCUUUGCCGAUCCACCACCAAGACUUGCAUCAUAGUGAUAUCGACAGACACAACAACGUCGACUUUCGAUUUACUCCUAGAAUUCUGAAAUAUCUAUAUAGAGGAUUAGCGACGUCUUUCACAUUGCAUAGAAAUAGAUACCCCUGUCAUCCUGUCAUAGGGGCACUAGCUUUCUCGUACGCGGUGUUACACAUCUACAUUACCAGCACUUGUACUGUCUGGGUUAAGAGGAUGAUUUAUGGAAGCAGUUGUACAAUGGGCUUUUGCAGGGGACGGCCUGCUCUUCGAGGGAAUGUAUUAUUCCGCUGCAAAACCUGCAUUAUGUCGAUGCUCGAUGUAUCCCCUCACGAUCAACUGCAGUGUAUACUCCAUGUAGCCGCCAUCAAUAUUUGUUCAUGAACAGUUUGGCUAUGUACAGCGUGAUUUGCCGGAAAAGACGGCUGCAUUGAGUGGCCACGGCGCAUCGAAGAUGAGUGAUGAUGCCAUGCAGACGACGGCACUGAGCCGGCAGACGAGGGUGCGAAAAGAAGCCUUUCUGGCGGCUGGGC